Cynara cardunculus var. scolymus (artichoke) is the source of this 1396-nucleotide messenger RNA. Its product is annotated as dnaJ protein ERDJ3B. Gene Ontology annotation, biological process: protein folding. Lineage: Eukaryota; Viridiplantae; Streptophyta; Magnoliopsida; Asterales; Asteraceae. The record is from RefSeq and is a predicted model, not a curated record. Bases 126 to 1157 code for a protein of 343 amino acids. The transcript has 10 exons.
UGUAUGCGGUGGGAUCAGACGUGUUUGUUUUAUGAUCGCAGUAUGAUUGUCUCUCUGCAUUCUUUCCUCCGUUGCUUGUGAUUCUACAAUCUCUCCAUCCGGAGCUUUGAAACGCAGUCUCCUUAAUGGCGCAUUGCAGAUCCAGAUUUAUCUUUUUAACCUAUUUAUCAAUCUUACUCAUUGCUACUGCCGCGAAGAGUUACUAUGAUAUACUUCAGGUUCCCAAAGGUGCGUCGGACGAUCAGAUUAAACGCUCCUAUAGAAAGCUCGCCUUGAAAUAUCAUCCUGACAAGAACCAAGGAAACGAAGACGCUAACAAAAAAUUUGCCGAAAUUAACAAUGCUUAUGAAGUGUUAUCAGACAGUGAGAAGAGGAGUAUCUAUGACAGAUAUGGCGAAGAAGGUCUCAAACAGCAUGCUGCUGGUGGCGGAGGGGGAGGAGGAAUGGAUAUUCAAGACAUAUUCAAAUCAUUUUUUGGUGGUGGAGGAGAUCAMGAAGAGGAGGAGCGAGUGGCAAAAGGUGAUGAUGUAAUUGUUGACUUGGAUGCAACAUUGGAAGAUUUGUACAUGGGAGGAUCACUAAAGGUUUGGAGGGAGAAGAACAUCCUAAAGCCUGCUCCAGGAAAAAGACGCUGUAACUGUCGGAACGAGGUUUAUCACAGGCAAAUCGGUCCAGGGAUGUUCCAACAGAUGACAGAGCAGGUCUGCGAGCAGUGCCCUAAUGUAAGGUAUGAAAGGGAAGGGAAUUUUAUCACCGUGGAUAUUGAGAAAGGAAUGCAAGAUGGGCAGGAAGUGGUGUUCUAUGAGGAGGGUGAACCAAUUAUAGAUGGUGAAGCUGGAGAUCUGAAGUUCCGCAUUCGCACGGCAACACAUGACAGGUUUAGGAGGGAAGGCAGCAACCUUUACACAACUGCUACAAUAACUUUGGCACAAGCACUUGUUGGCUUUGAGAAGACUGUUACACACCUUGAUGAACAUCUAGUAGAUAUUGGCACAAAGGGAAUUACAAAACCAAAGGAGGUGAGGAAGUUCAAAGGUGAAGGGAUGCCGUUGCAUUUUAGCAAUAAGAAGGGUGAUCUGUAUGUUACUUUUGAAGUUCUUUUCCCUACAUCACUAACAGACGAACAGAAGACGAAGCUCAAAGCCAUUCUUGGUUAGGAUCCAUGUACAAUAUCCACAAUUGUAAAAUGAGGAGGCUGGCCCAUAGAUUUUUCUUCAUUUCAGUCGUGUUUUCAAUCACAUUAAGCGGCUUGUAUUUUCCAGGAUGCAAGGACCUCCUUUAGGUUACAACUUACAACCUUUUUAUUUUCUUAAAUUCCYUCUCCGUAAAAUUGGAAUAUAUAAUUUUGUUACUCUUUAAACAAUGAGGUUCUAUYGAAAUGUGAUCAUUUGUACCU